ACGUUAGGCAUGUAACGUUUCAAAUUAUUGUUCCUACUUUCAACCGUGCAUUUUAGUAAAGUGGUAAUCAGUUUUUUUGUGAUAAUUGAUAUAAGGUAUGUCUGCUCAUUGGUAAGUUAUGUUGUAUGAUGUAAUGUUAAAUCUUCAGCAAUACUCUAAUUGUUUUGUUAUAGAUUUUAAAGGAACUUCAAAUUAAUUUUAUGGAAAGCUUUUGAGAAGAAUGUUAAUGAAAGCGAAAUUAGUGGAAAAUCCUGCAUUAAUACAUGCAAAGACCAACAAUUUUUUUAAACUCUAUCAAUUUGUUAAACACUUUUCCUAUGAUUAGUUUACUAACGCUAAAUUAGUAACGGAGAUAAUGUAAUAAUUAAUGAGGUAAAUAAAAACCGAUGUCCACGGUUUCCUAUAAAAAGAGUAUUGCGGAAAAUUCCUCAAUGAUUAACAUUACAAGCAAACUAUGGAAUUAUACUUGUUUCGUUACCAUGUUAAAUUACCCCAAGGCAAAGAUAGCCCAUAUUUUAUAAGAAAAUACUUAAGCAAAUAAUCUAUUGGCUUCUUGACAUUUCACCUUUUGGGACAAUGUUAGGUAUCUCAACGCGAUUAUUUUAUACUAAAUUAAUAAAUAAUUAAGAAACAUGUUUUUUCGCAUGCCAACAAAUGGUUCUAAUUAAAACAAUUGAUAAGGGUGGGAUGCAGAGUAACUCAUCACUGUUUCUGAUAAUAUUUGUAUAUAAAUACGAACCCAAAAGUCUCGAAUAGGCAUCAGUCGCAUUCGGCUAAGUAUCCUAGUUCUUGACUAAACGAAGAGCUAUGAAGUCGAUUUUCCUGCUCGCCCUUGUGGGCUUUGUAGCUUCCAUUCCAUUGGAAACAAGCCCUAUUCUCUACAACUCGAAAUUGCGCAGCUAUGGAUAUCAAGGUAACAGUUUUGUUGUUCCGGAAUACAUAGCUUAUCAAUUCAGCCAGGCCCAAAAAGCUGGCUACACUCCUGCUCAGGUGGUCGCUUAUCUGUUGGAACGGGGCUAUCCCGAGUAUGUUGCUCACUAUCUUGCAGAGCAGUAUGAAGCUGGUUUAUCCAAGCCUUACUUCCAAUCGCCCUAUGAGAUUUUCCGUUACUUCUACAAGCAAGGAAUCAAUGAUAAUGUUCGGGAAUACAUCAAUCAACAAAUCUCGCAAGUUUAUCAACAAUCUCAAAUUGGUAUCAAUGGACAACAGAUUUAUGGCCAGAAAUUCCUGAAUGUGCCAGUACCGUUCUCCCAGUACGUUGUGCAGCAACGCAACUACUUCAACCAAUACGAAAAGAUUUUCUCUGGUGCGAAGUCCGCCUAUCAACUUUUGCAACUAGUUGAACAACAUGUCCAAAACGCCAUACAGAUAUUGUCGAACGGCUAUUACCAGCAAAGCGAACACCAGUAUAUUUACCAGAAAUUGGUUCAUGGACUUGGUUUCCUCAAAAACGGCAAAGAAGUAUACCAAACUUACCAAAACUACCAGGAAAAGUACAUUCCUUACUAUGUCGCCCAAUACUACGCCCAACAAGCCGCCUUGGUAUACAAGUAUUUGCAAGAAACUUACCAGUACAUUGAAGGAAAAGAAAUUUAUUUGCCUCAACAAUUUGUCCAAGAACUGCUAGUUGCCUACGAAGCUGCUCAAAAAGCCUACCAAGCAUACCAACCAAGCUUUUUCAGCAAAGUUUACCAAAUCGUCGUUGAUGAACCAUCAAAUCUAAAUCACGGUCAGACACCUUACAGCUCUUCCUAUUCUAACUAUGGACCAUACAGUUCUUCCUACCUGUACAGUUCUUAUGGGCCAUACAAGCAAUUUUACGGAUACUCGGGACUUUCCAGUUACCCACAAUACAGCCCUUCAUACCAAUAUGGGCCAUCUAGUUCAAAUUUCUAUAAUUUUGGCAAAUCUGGACCGUACACUGGAAGUUAUGGAUACCAAUUUGGUCCCUACCAGCAAAGUCAAUAUGGGCAACACAACCAAGGCUAUACUUGGCCUUAUUACGCUUCUAGCUAUUCAUACAAGCCCUAUGAUGAGAAAUACGGAUCUUCCAGCAAUUAUGCGCAAAUCAGCAGUUAUACCCCUUACGAAUAUGGAUCUUAUGUCCCAUCUAUUUACAAGGUUUGGGAUGGAGUUCAAUCUUAUGGGUAUCAGUACCCUCUUAAGAAUGGAUUUUCCAAUACUUACCCCCAGGUUGCCGCCAUUGCUGCCUAAGUGAAAAAGGACUCCGACCAUGCUCAAGAACUGUUAUUUAAAUGUAUUAAUGUUAACGUUGCCUCAAUAAAUGGUUAUAAUAUUGAA
Molecule: messenger RNA, 2301 nt
Organism: Dendroctonus ponderosae (mountain pine beetle)
Lineage: Eukaryota; Metazoa; Arthropoda; Insecta; Coleoptera; Curculionidae
Source: RefSeq, a predicted model, not a curated record